This is a messenger RNA of Ictalurus furcatus (blue catfish), 1997 nucleotides long. RefSeq names its product ankyrin repeat and SOCS box containing 13a, tandem duplicate 1 (gene asb13a.1). Gene Ontology annotation, biological process: positive regulation of protein catabolic process; protein ubiquitination. Bases 130 to 969 code for a protein of 279 amino acids. The transcript has 6 exons. Gene Ontology annotation, molecular function: protein binding. The record is from RefSeq and is a predicted model, not a curated record. Lineage: Eukaryota; Metazoa; Chordata; Actinopteri; Siluriformes; Ictaluridae.
UGAAGGAAGGUUUUUGAGUACUCGUACUAGUUGAAGUUAGGAUCCGGUUGGACUAAACCAUUCAGUAGGGGUGAUGGACUAUACCACUGUAAAUUAUCAUAUUUCCCAUAAUAAUACACUAACAUAAAUAUGGAUUCACCUGCAGUGAGGACGUGUUUUGGAGAAAUUGGCUUCUGGUCUGAGCGGACACCAGUGCAUGAGGCUGCGUCUUCAGGACAGGUUGAGAAGCUGCAGCUUCUGGUUGAUAGUGGUGCUUCAGUAAACCUAGCGACAGUAGACAAUAUGACCCCGCUGCACGACGCCUGCAUACAGGAUCACGCAGAAUGCGUUCGAGUGCUUCUGAAUGCCGGCGCACAGGUGGAUGUACGGACUAUUCAUGGUAGCACUCCUCUGUGCCAUGCGUGUGCAGCAGGCAGUGUGGAGAGUGUGAGACUGCUUCUGGAGCAUGGAGCGUCAGUGAAUCCCUCCCUCACGGCCCUCACGGCCUCCCCACUGCAUGAGGCCUGCAUACGAGGUAAUCCAGAAUGUGUGAAGCUGAUUAUAUCAAAAGGAGCCCUGCUGGAGGCUUUCGACAUUCACUUUGGGACGCCGCUGCACAGCGCCUGCGCUAAAGCACAUCUGGAGUGCGCCUUACAGCUGCUCAAUGCAGGUGCCCGUGUGAAUGCCACAAAGUUCCAUGAGACGGCUCUGCACCACGCAGCGAGAGCGGGUCGGACGGACCUGAUUGAGCUGCUGGUGGAGUUUGGUGGAGACAUUAACGUCAGGGACAACAUGGGCCGGAAACCGAUAGAUUACACGGCCCCUGGAUCCCCAUCUCACAUCUGUCUACAGCGCUAUGAGAGUUGUCCUCUGUCUCUACAGCAGCUGAGUCGUAUCACACUGAGGCGUGUCCUGGGCACCAGAGCGCUGCAGGUCAUCACCAAACUAGACAUCUCACAACGUAUCAUCAGUUACCUCUGUUACAACUAAUACAACAAAACAACUUCAUGCAAGUUUAUUGUGUUUCUGUGAAAAUGACAGUAAUGAGGAUGAACUUGGUUAGGAGGCUCAGGGGGAAAAUAUGCUCAACUAAACAUUUUUAUGCUGUGACCAGCUGCUGGUUGUCUUUAAAUAUGCUGCAAGGAAUAUUUUCCAUUGUCUUAAGGUGCAUUAAUCAAACUGUUUGAUGUAACGUGCAAACGUUUGAUUUAAUGUGCAGAAGACAUUUAAUAUAAGUUUGGCUUUAGGUUUGUUCCUUCAGAAAUAAGCCAGAAAAAGAGUUCCAUGUCUCAUGUAACGGAUAAAUAAUUUGUAUAGAAACUCUGUAAAUUGUGAUAUUAUCAAAAGUAAGUGCUGGAUUCAGAACUUUGUACAAUUUUGGGAUUUGUUUCCCCAAAAUGAGGAACCUUCAGUCACAACCUUUGCUUUGUCUUUAGCUACAUUUACAUUUACAUAUUCAUUUAGCUUUUAUCCAAAGCGACUUACAAAUGAGGAAAUACAAGCAAAGUGAUAUAUCAAGCGGAGAACAAUACAAGUAGUGCUACCAUACAAGAUCUUUUAAUUGACUUCUAGAGACGCAGAAUGCGUAGAGAGAAUUUUUAUUUUCAUUUUUUUAAAUAAAAGUGGGGGAGGGGUAAGUUAGGGGUUAAUUAGGUGUUCACGGAAGAGGCGGGUCUUGAAUUUGAUGCAGGCGGAUACAGGAAGCCAGUGGAGGGUGAUGAAGAGGGGUGUGACAUGGGUUCUUUUGGGCUGGUUGAAAACAAGGCGAGCUGCUGCAUUCUGAAUCAUCUGAUAAAUAAGUUAAUUAAUUUAAUCUAGAUAAUGAAUAAAUUAACUAGAGACUGAAAACUUUUUUGAGUUGUAAAAUUUAGGGGUUUCAACAGGAAAACUACUAAAUUAACAAUCGUGUUUGUAGAUAAACUGUAAAACAAUGAUUUCGGUUGUUGUUUUUUUUCCAUCAUUUCACCUGCAAUUAAAGUUAGCCUGUAAUUAAAGUUUAUAUCUUAACAUUUUUCAAC